CCUCAAUCAUUUUUAAAAAUUAUAAUAUUAGUUGCUCCAUACUACUGCUAAUCUACAUAUUUCUUAUUAUCAAUAUUAUUUCUGUCUGUUGAUCGCCCAUAUAUUCAUUUUUCUCUCAUCUUCAAAAUGUCCCAACUACAAACUGAAGCAUCAUUGUUUGAUAAGGCAAAAGACACAAUAGAAUUCUUAAAAUCACGCCUACCCUCGCCUUUACUUGCUCCUCGUGUUGCUAUUGUUUGUGGAUCAGGCCUCGGAGGGCUCGCAGAUACGGUUCAUUCUUCACCGAAGGCGGAAUAUGACUAUUCGGAUAUACCCCAUUUCCCCCAAUUGACUGUAACUGGACAUUCCGGAAAGCUAGUCUUCGGGCUCCUUGCUGGUAAAGUCCCAGCAGUAUUGAUGGUUGGCCGUGCACACUUUUAUGAAGGCCACUCCAUUGAUCAAGUGACAUUUCCUAUUCGAGUGUUUAAGCUGAUGGGAAUUGAGACAAUUUUCCUUACCAAUGCGGCGGGGGGGCUGAACCCUGAGUACGCAGUCGGCGAUAUUGUGGUAUUGAACGAUCAUAUAUUCCUUGCCGGGCUAGCAGGUAUCCACCCACUUCGAGGACCCAAUGAACCGGAGUUUGGAGUUAGAUUCCCUGCUUUAUCCGAUGCAUAUGACUUAGAACUUCGCUGUUCCGUACAUAAUGCUUGGAAGUCAAAGGCAUCCGAAACUAGCAGACGCCUCCACGAAGGCGUGUAUGCUUUUGUAGGAGGCCCAAGCUAUGAGACGAGAGCCGAGUGCCGCAUGCUUCAUUUAUUGGGAGCCGAUGUCGUAGGCAUGUCAACGGUCCCGGAGAUCGUGGUGGCUAGACACUGUGGAAUACGAGUAGCUGCUCUGAGCCUUGUGACAAAUAAGGCGGUUCUAUCACCUGUGCCUCGAGGUGAUGACAGCUUUUUACAUACCAGGGAUGCAGACGAGUUAGGCGCAAUUAUGACCGAAGGCAAAGCGAAUCACGAGGAAGUGAUCGAGGCAGGACGCGCAGCGGCAUUUGACAUGCAGAUGUUGGUACAGGCUGUCGUUUUGAAUAUGUGGGCCGCAGAGAGUUGAAAAAAAAUUCCUAUGGUGUCAUGGCGUUCAUCGCCGAACUGCUGUGACGUUGAUCGC
Penicilliopsis zonata CBS 506.65 is the source of this 1143-nucleotide messenger RNA. RefSeq lists its product as hypothetical. The transcript has 7 exons. The record is from RefSeq and is a predicted model, not a curated record. The coding region runs from base 127 to 1086 and encodes 319 amino acids. NCBI's taxonomy places the organism in Eukaryota, Fungi, Ascomycota, Eurotiomycetes, Eurotiales, Aspergillaceae. Gene Ontology annotation, molecular function: purine-nucleoside phosphorylase activity. Gene Ontology annotation, cellular component: cytoplasm. Gene Ontology annotation, biological process: nucleoside metabolic process.